AUUAGACCAAAUUUGGUUUGGUACAAAAAUCCCAAAAUUCUUUAACCCUCGAACUUUUCUUUCUUUCUUUUUUUUUUUUUGUAAUUUUCCACAUUCUCCUUGGAUGCAAAAAUUGAAGCAUAGGAAUCCCUCUCUCACGUUCAGAUUCCCACAGAGAAUACACAUAGAUUUGAUUUCCGAAAAUGGCUCCUUGAGAUUCUCGAUCAGCUUGAAGGAAGGAGAGGUUCAGAGAGUGACGGCAUCCUCAAUUCUGGCCGUGGCAGAGAACAAGACGGCGAUGCGAUUGGGGAAGAGAUGAUGAACUGAGGCAUUGAAUUGUGGAGAAAUGAAUGUGAGCCAUGCGACGGUUCACCCGGUUGAAGAUCCCCCCACUACCGAUGGCGCGAAUGCGCCUAUGGUCAGGAUGAAGGACAUGGAAGGAAUGCCCGGCACCCGGGGAGGACUCGCUUUGCGAUUCUUUCAGUUUUUUUUUGCGGCGGCGGCGCUGGGUGUCAUGGCUACUACCAGCGAUUUCCCUUCUGUCACUGCUUUUUGCUAUCUUGUUGCAGCAGCUGGUUUGCAGAGUUUGUGGAGCCUCUUAUUAGCCUUCAUUGACAUGUAUGCUCUACUAGUGAAAAGAUCCUUACAGAAUUGCAGGAUAGUCAGCUUAUUCACUAUUGGUGAUGGGAUCACAUCUACACUCACGUUCGCUGCGGCUUGUGCUUCUGCGGGCAUCACAGUUCUUAUAGACAAUGAUCUAGGUAGCUGCAGCAAGAAUCACUGUGUACAGUUUGAAACUGCAACGGCUAUGGCAUUUAUUAGCUGGUUUACUGCAUUGCCUUCAUUCUUCAUAAACUUCUGGUCUCUUGCAUCCCGAUGAAUUCGGCUAUGAAACCUAAAAAUAUCGAUUCACCUUACUACACCCACUUCUUUGUUGCUGUUCUAUGAUAAUAUUUUGUUGUACGUGUCUUGAAAUUGAAUCUUGUAAUGCCAGUGUGAAAUUUGCAGUUGAGGUGAUAAUAUGGGUGUUUUAAUUUGGAA
Molecule: messenger RNA, 1020 nt
Organism: Cucumis melo (muskmelon)
Lineage: Eukaryota; Viridiplantae; Streptophyta; Magnoliopsida; Cucurbitales; Cucurbitaceae
Product: CASP-like protein 5A2
Exons: 3
Coding region: 326-859 (177 amino acids)
Cellular component (GO): membrane
Source: RefSeq, a predicted model, not a curated record